Messenger RNA from Penicillium oxalicum, 447 nucleotides. RefSeq lists its product as uncharacterized. The record is from RefSeq and is a predicted model, not a curated record. The transcript is spliced from 2 exons. NCBI's taxonomy places the organism in Eukaryota, Fungi, Ascomycota, Eurotiomycetes, Eurotiales, Aspergillaceae. Bases 1 to 447 code for a protein of 148 amino acids.
AUGCACCCUGGCCAACGGUCUCGACCGAUCGGCUGGCACGCUUUGCCCGGCUCCUGGUUCUUCCUGGCUCCACUCUCGAACCAAACAGUCCCGGAACGGUUGGGCGCACGGUUGGAAGCCCACGAGCCCAGUCAUACCGUGUACCUGGUGCGACAGUACAGCAGUGCGACCUCGGUGAAUGGCAAUCAGCCCUGGAUGGGUACUCGACAUGUCCCUGUUGCAUGGAUCGUCGCACUCGACCAUAUUCCAGUAUCCAGUGACCUGCCUGGUGCCCUCCCUUUGGUAGAACGACGAGUCUGCGUCGGUAGGGCCGGAAGGACCCAACGCGUGGACGCCGUGGAACUUCUGGCACCCUCGGGGUCUUGUCGCUCUUCCGCCCUCCAAGCCUCUCUCGAGUCAAUUCCUCCUGGCAUCGGCAGUGUCCGGGAGAGCACUGGUCUUGUCUAG